Tripterygium wilfordii is the source of this 1736-nucleotide messenger RNA. RefSeq names its product 1-acyl-sn-glycerol-3-phosphate acyltransferase 2-like. Gene Ontology annotation, molecular function: 1-acylglycerol-3-phosphate O-acyltransferase activity. Gene Ontology annotation, cellular component: endomembrane system. NCBI's taxonomy places the organism in Eukaryota, Viridiplantae, Streptophyta, Magnoliopsida, Celastrales, Celastraceae. The transcript has 11 exons. The record is from RefSeq and is a predicted model, not a curated record. Bases 322 to 1485 code for a protein of 387 amino acids.
AGGAAAUUUAAAUAAAUAAAAAAUUUGGCAUGAACAAGCGAAGAAGAAAGAUCUCCUGACGUUUCGCUGUCUUCCUUCCUUGAAAGGAGAAGCAGCGUUUAAAGCUCCAUAUCCAGUGCCCUGAUACCCUCAUCCAACUGUAUUUUCUGCCUUCUCCUUAUCUUCUUCUUGUAAUUAGCGAAACCGAACUGAAAAUUUUAAGCCUUUUAAAGCCCCAUCGACCGUAAUUGUCAGCUUCGAAUCUACCGUCAAAUCUAUUAUCUCUAUACACUUCUCUGUUUCUCGUUCGCUUUGUGUUUGUGAAAAUUCCGAAGCGAGGGUAUGUCUAUACCGGCGGCAGUUGUGAUCGUGCCGGUAGGGGUUCUGUUCUUCAUCUCAGGCCUCGUUGUCAAUUUAAUUCAGGCAAUUUGCUUCGUCCUCAUUCGGCCAUUUUCGAAGAACACCUACAGAAGGAUUAACAGAGCUGUGGCAGAAUUAUUGUGGCUGGAACUUGUAUGGCUGGUUGAUUGGUGGGCAGGAGUUAAGAUCCAACUAUUUACAGACCCAGAAACCUUUCAUUCAAUGGGUAAAGAACAUGCACUUCUUGUAUCAAAUCAUAGAAGUGACAUUGAUUGGCUUGUUGGAUGGGUUUUGGCUCAGCGGUCAGGUUGUCUUGGCAGUGCCUUGGCUGUAAUGAAGAAAUCAUCAAAAGCCCUUCCAGUUAUUGGUUGGUCAAUGUGGUUUUCUGAGUAUCUUUUUCUGGAAAGAAGCUGGGCGAAGGAUGAAAACACAUUGAAGACAGGUCUUUUACGGCUAAAAGACUUCCCUCAGCCCUUUUGGUUGGCUCUUUUUGUCGAAGGAACACGCUUUACAAAGGCAAAGCUUUUAGCAGCUCAGGAAUAUGCAGCCUCAACUGGAUUGCCUGUCCCUAGAAAUGUUUUGAUUCCUCGUACAAAGGGUUUUGUUACAGCUGUAAGUCAUAUGCGCUCAUUUGUCCCAGCCAUUUACGAUGUGACAGUGGCUAUUCCAAAAAGCUCACCUCCUCCUACAAUGCUUAGACUAUUCAAGGGUCAGUGUUCUGUGGUCCAUGUGCAUCUUAAACGGCAUAUGAUGAAGGAUUUACCGGAGACAGAUGAAGAUGUUGCUCAUUGGUGUAGAGAUAUGUUUGUGGCCAAGGAUGCUUUAUUGGACAAACAUUUGGCUGCGGACACCUUCAGCGACCAAGAACAACAGGAUAUUGGCAGGCCAUUAAAGUCACUUGUUGUGGUUUCCUCUUGGGUAUGUCUGCUUGUUAUGGGUACUCUAAAGUUCCUCCAAUGGUCUUCCCUUCUUUCCUCCUGGAAGGGCAUUGCAUUCUCAGCAUUUGGUUUGGCCAUCGUUACUGUUGUGAUGCACAUCUUGAUCCGAUUCUCUCAAGCCGAACAUUCGACCCCCGCAAAGGUUGCCCCAAUGAAGCCAAAGACCAGUAGAGAGUCGUCCGAGAGUGGACGAGACAAACAACAGUAGAAGUAACCGUUCGUUCUGUAAUUCUUCACUUGACAGAGAUCACCAAAAAUCCAUCUUGUAACUUGUAAUACUCACAAGUUCCAUUUACACUUCAUUGCCCCACUCAUUGUAUUUGUAUCAAUUCGACGUCUGCUUGUUAGGAUGUUUACUUAUUGCUUGUAGGAUCAACUCAGACUUGGCCUAGUCUUCUGUUUGUGAUUUUUUUCCCCAUCUCUCCGCACAUCUAUAGACAAUUUGAGGAUUUUUGGACA